AUGGAUUUCACAUCCUCUAAAUCUGUUUCUCUUUUUGAAACAUCAUUGUUAAAAGAAAACCAAUUCCAGCAACCACAACAACAGCCAUCGUCACCAAUAAAACCAAUAAAACCAAUACUAAAAUUAGUUGUAAAUAGUAAUAAAAAAUAUAAUAAUAAAAAUAUUAGUAAUAAUAAUAACAAUAAUAAUAAUAAUAAUAACAAUGUUUGUGGUAAUAUAAAUAAUAAUAAUGAACUUGGAGACCAAAGUGAUAUAGAGAGAUCAUUCCUUAUAAAUAAUUUUGAAGGUUCUGAUCAAUUAACAAAUCCAUAUUAUAACUCUAUUGAUAUAGAGUCAAUAAUUAUAGAAGUUUAUUCCAAUCAAUUUUCAAAAUUAAAUUGUGAUUUUCAAGGUUUAAUUUCAAGUAAAUCAAAAAUUUUAAAUUCAAAUAAUUUUUCAAGCGACUAUAAUUAUAAUAAUUAUAAUAAUAAUAAUAAUAAUAAUAAUAAUAAUAAUAAUAAUAAUAAUAAUAAUAAUAAUAAUAAUAAUAAUAAUAAUAAUAAUAAUAAUAAUAAAAAUAAUAAUAAAAAUAAUAAUAAUAAACCCAAUAAUUUCAUUCACCAUCAUCAUCAUCACCACCAUUACCAUCAUUACCAUAAUCAUCAUAAAGUUGAAAACUUAAUAGACUCUCAUAUUUUUAUUGGUUUAAUGGCUUUUUUAAUACUUUUUAUUUUAAUGGUAAUUGGUUUAUUAAUUUAUAAAUAUAAUUUAAAGAAAAGAGUUUUAAUAUUAUUAGAGAAACGCUAUCAAAGAAAAAAAAAAGUGAAAACAUCACAAUUUGGUGAUGAUUUUACAAGUGCUAAAUUUUCUCAAGUUUUCCCUAAAAAUUUAAAUAUAAAUCAAAAAAAUAAAGAUGAUGGUGAUGAUAGCAGUGGUGCUGAUGAUUUAUCAGUUGGUGGAGAAUCAUUUGAUGGUGAAUCAGACUUUGAACAUUUUAAAGAAGUUCAAGUGGUUGGUGAUAUUGAUAAUGUUUUUUUUUUUAAAAAUAAUAAUUAUUAUUAUGAAGAAAAUUUUGAUAAUGAAAAUUUAAUAAACAAAGAAUUUUAA
Dictyostelium discoideum AX4 is the source of this 1086-nucleotide messenger RNA. RefSeq lists its product as hypothetical. The transcript has a single exon. Gene Ontology annotation, cellular component: membrane. Lineage: Eukaryota; Evosea; Eumycetozoa; Dictyosteliales; Dictyosteliaceae. Bases 1 to 1086 code for a protein of 361 amino acids. The record is from RefSeq and is a predicted model, not a curated record.